Neoarius graeffei (lesser salmon catfish) is the source of this 2218-nucleotide messenger RNA. RefSeq names its product apoptosis regulator BAX-like. Gene Ontology annotation, molecular function: protein homodimerization activity; protein heterodimerization activity; channel activity. Bases 358 to 978 code for a protein of 206 amino acids. Gene Ontology annotation, cellular component: mitochondrial outer membrane. Gene Ontology annotation, biological process: positive regulation of apoptotic process; intrinsic apoptotic signaling pathway in response to DNA damage; release of cytochrome c from mitochondria. The record is from RefSeq and is a predicted model, not a curated record. The transcript is spliced from 7 exons. NCBI's taxonomy places the organism in Eukaryota, Metazoa, Chordata, Actinopteri, Siluriformes, Ariidae.
AACCCACAACACCAAACGGUCCCAUUAUCAUAGAAAGGUUCUCACCUCUGAUCUCGGCCUUGCACUUAUAUCGAGGAAUAAUGGAAGAGAAACUGGACGAGGAAAACCAUUUCAGGCCAAAAGGUUCUGAGCAAGGCAGUGACGAGUGAUGUGACGUGCAACCAGGGGGUGUAACCUUUCAGACCAAAGGCGUGGAAUGCACUCGUAUUUCCAGUAUACGAGCCUGAUUCAUUGAGUUUGUUUGGAUGGUUUAGACUCGAGACUAGAUCACUCAGUAGAAGUAAUCUUUGUGAACAUUUUUUUGGUCCAUUUUUACACUUGAUCAGAGAAAGGUCAAAAAGCAAGAUAACUUUGACUAUGUCUAAUGAAGGAACACCAGAUGACCAAAUUGGAGAAGCACUCUUAAAGAUAGUGGUUCGGGAUCAAAUGAUGGACGUUAUAAAAAAACCAAAGAUCUCUCUGCCAUCCAUCCUCGAGGUUCAACCUUUAAACAACGAGCAGGAUCAGAAGCUUGUGGAUCAGCUGGCUCAGUCAGUAAGAGUGAUCGGUGACUGGAUUGAUCAGGAUCGAAACCUUAAUUGCCAGAUCGAUGGUUUAGCACAUCUGGGUGAUAAGAAGAUUUUUCCAAAUCUUGUGGAGGGCAUCUUCAGCGAUGGUCAGAUCAAUUGGGGAAGAAUCGCUGUGCUGUUCUACACAGUAGGAAGGCUGGCUGUAAAGAUGGUGCUGGCUGACUCGCCCACAGUGUUGUCAGAAAUACUGGAUUCAUGUUUGCAUUUCUUCAGGACGAAGCUAUUGCCUUGGAUUCGCAACAUGGGCGGAUGGAUCAGCAGCAUUUCAGCGCUGACCCGGUUCUCCAUUGAGCAUAACUCUGCUUCCUCCUCCUGCGCCAUCCGGCUGCCUGCUCCACUCAUCAUGGCCUUCGUCUGUGGGGUUCUGCUGGGUAGCGUCAUUGCCUGGAAACUCAACAGAAGCAGCUGAGAGCAAGCGAGAGAGAGACAGAGAGACAGAGAGAGAGACACACACAGAGGCAGGCUGGAAAAGAACAAACAAGCUGUACUGUUACAAAUGAAGCUUUUAACAUGUUAAGUCAAGUCAAGUUUAUUUGUAUAGCGCUUUUAACAAUAGACAUUGUCACAAAGCAGCUUUAUAGAAUUUUAAUGACUUUAAACAUGAGCUAAUUUUAUCCCUAAUUCAUCCCCAAUGAGCAAGCCUGUGGCAAUGGUGGCGAGGAAAAACUCUCUCAGACGACAUGAGGAAGAAACCUCGAGAGGAACCAGACUCAAAAGGGAACCCAUCCUCAUUUGGGUGACAACAGAUAAUGUGAUUAUAACAUUUUUAACAGUUUUAAAGGGGAACUGAAGUCAUUUUUAAACUUGCGUUAUUUCUUAAUUAACGCGUUAUUCAAUUACGUUUUCGGUUUUAGUAACCUUAUAUCGUGACUUGUAUUGGCAACUAAUUGCAAUUAAAUAUUAUACUUAUCGGCCUGUUCGGUUUUUAGCCGUGUUGAAUUUAGUGCGUUUGGUCCACGGCAGGCGUCGCUUAUCCGCGCGAUCUUCAUGAGACUUGUGCGAGACUUCGAAACGUCAAGUGUCAACCAGGUGUCAGUGCCACCAUUUUGAAAACUGUUUUCCAAGCGAAAUAUUGCACAAAAACGAGUUUAAAUGACGAUUACUGCCUACUUUUUUUUUUCAAACUUUCCUGAUUGCUAUCAAAACAAACAAAACUUCCGGCUUGAUUACAUCAGCAUUCGAAAGAGGGCGCGCGCGUCUUUUGACAAUGUUGGCAGAUGUCGAUCACUUUGAUUUCCACUGUACAUUUUACUUCCGUCCUACGAUGUCUUGCACAGGUCUCAACGAAUCUCGUUUACGGCCAUUGCUUUGACAUAUGGACUGAUAUAUUACAGAGCAUAUUUCAAACACUCAGAACUCGCUAUAGCAGCGACAAAAUAGCGAUCAAAAAUGCAUUCUGAUAUUUAAUAAAAUGAGAUAAAUAGAAUUUUGAUAAUAAAUUUGCCAUCAGUUCUCCUUUAACGUGAAGUCUGUUUCGUUGAUGUUAUAACUCUUCAUUGAUGGAAACAAUGUUUACAAUGUUUAUAGAACAUGACACUCCCAUACCUUUUGCCGUUAUGUUAAAUGACAUGAAUGUGAUAUCCAAAUCAUUACAGAUCACUUUACACUUGCCUAUUUGCCAGACCAGACAUUUUUUACGGCUUCAUGUC